UCGUAUCUCGCCGGUAUCCGCGCGCCACUAUCUUGCCGCAUUCCGCCAAGCCGAAGCCGAGGCGCGCCCCGCGCGUGCCUUCAUGCCUUUGCCUACCCAUGCGCCCUCCUCACUUCGCUCAGUCGAUUCUACGCGCUUAUAGACUAUGCGCACUGUCGAUGCGCUCCGAAGUUACCGUACAAUCGCGCGCAGUGUUUAGUGAUGUGCCUAUGGAUGAGUUUUACUGCAGAAUAAAGUGCCAUAGCAAGUUAUAACAUUGGAUUUGUUUAUUGAUGGGAGUGUAAUAGGAGUAUCGAGAUGCGACAUGCGUGCUCUGUGUUCGGUUCGAGGGCCGUUGGGCGGGGAGACGCGCGCGCUCGGCGCAGGCGCACGCCUCCUAUCCCUGCGGAUGCCCGGCCAACCGCAACCCAUCCACUUUGUAGUAGAGGCAAAGGCAAGAGUCAAGGAACUGAAAGCUUUAGCAAACGCCCACGCGCAACUCCAAGGCAUGACCGAUACAGAACUCUUUGGAUUGGCUAUUUUACAAAAUGGGGAGUUCUUAUUCGUUGAUUUAGAAAGUAAACUAUCAAAAUAUGCACCAAAGAGCUGGAGAUCAUCUCAUACCCACGGUUUAGACGCCAAUGGCAAGCCACUUCUCGAACUUCACCUAAUCGUACAAUUUCACGUGGAGAGUCCACUACUUUUGCAUGACGAUGUUGGUCGUCAUUUAUAUUACCUGCAGCUCCUUCAGAAUAUUCGAUCAAGAGAUACUUUACCAGUUGAAAUACUUUUACUCUUAAUCGGUCUAGCACUACAAGCUGAUUAUGGCGAUGAGGAAACUUAUGAAAACAAAGAAUACUUUAAAAUAGAAGAGUACGCACCACCUUCUUUAAGGGGCGACUGGGUAUCGGCGGCCGUGAGGGCGUGCCAUCGUGAACAUCGGGGCUUGACCAAAACUGAUGCAGAAACCAGAUUUAUUAGAGAAGUUUGCCUACUUCCCGACACAAUUAAUUCUCACAGAUAUCGACUAAAGCAUUCAAAAUCAGAAACUGAACCGGGUACUGUUUGGCUAUUAGUAACGGCAAAAGGAAUAAAAAUUUUGCCAGAUAAUGGUCCAUCAUCAAAUUUUAUUUGGAGUUCGAUUGGAAAAUUGAGCUUCGAUCGAAAAAAAUUUGAGAUUCGAACUGAAGAAGGAAAAAUAACGUUAUAUUCCUCGAGUGAAGAAAAAUGUAAAUAUCUGUUCGCUCUGUGUAAAGAAACGCAUCAGUUCUCAAUGAAAAUAUCUCCUAAAUUGAAUGAAAUUUUACGAAAAGAAGACGAAGAGCGCAAAACAUGUUUUGGUUAUUCAAAAUCAUUUACCUUACAGUCCCAUAAAAACAAAAGUGAGCAAAGAAUAUCACUCAUAUCAUCCACAAGCUCUAACACGACGUCAGGAAUUGUAAGCGACAGAGUCCAAUCAGAAGAUGAAUUAGAAAUAAUGAUAGAUUCACCUCCUGCACCGUCAACAGAAAGUUUGGCAUUUGCUCAUUUAUUAGAUUGCUCCAAUUCAUAUUUAAUUCGUAAUAUUUCUAACGAAAAUAAGUCCUUCGUUAAUACAUCUACGCUACAAGUACAAAAACCAAAAUGUCGUAAAAAAAGUAAAGAAGAUGGCGAAAAAGUUUACAAAAAUGAUAUUUCGUCAGAUCAAGAUACUGCAAGUCAAUUUGACGACAGCAUUUCUAUACCAGAUCAAGCUACAAGUGAGGCCUUAUCUGAUAGCCCCGUUUCUAACAAAAUAAAAUGUACGGGGUCUCAAUGUUCAUCAUCUUGUAGUACAGUAAUCAUGGCUCGUGCUGGUUUGAGUACACUAGGCAGAGCGUCAAAUGGAAGUAGCUUAGAAUUGGGUUAUAGUCACACAGCACAAAAUUCCAUGCUAAGCGAUAACAGUACUGUUGGAAUUGAUAUCGAAUAUACACAAGAUACAGCUUCAGCUCUUUAUGAUGGUCUGGGUCAAGCAGUAACCGUAGCUGCUUCUAGUGAGACAAGCGGUGUUUAUACAAUGGGAAGUUCUGAACUCACUGCACGGUCAAAAACAUAUUCUCUUUGUCAAGGCAGCCGUACAGAUUACAGUGGAUCACAUUAUGAAAGAUACAAGAGAGCUAAAGAUAAUGAUUUAGCAGAUUUUGAUAGCGUAUCAUCUAUACUUAAGCAUAAAUCCGAUAGAACUAAUAUAUCCAAUACUAGUACGGAUUGUAUCGAUGGAAUGCCACAGUUUUCUAAUCAAAAUCAUCAAAUUGAAGACAAAGAAAAUAUUUUUCGUGAACGUACGAAUUCUAACGUAAGCGCCGCGUCCUUUCAUGGAGAUGGAAGUGAUCCUACAGACAAUAAACAUAACUUGCUAAGUGCAAGUGAAUUAAGUGAUUUGAUAGUUGGGCGUGGUGUAUAUCCAAAAACUCAAUCAGUUAGUGAUACUUUCGAUUCAGUUUCGGACUACGUAAGGCUUCCUAUACCUUUUAAAGGCGAAACUUAUCAUCAAAAUCAUGAAGAAGAGGCGCCUGUAGACGAAAGUUAUCUCAAUAACUCCUUUUUUGAUCGACCUCCUACUCCACCCACAAGGCUUGACAGCAGAAAAGGCCUACAUUUGUCUUUACCAAAUAUUUUAGAUUUAGAUGAGAAUAGCGCAAUGUUACCCAGAUACCCUGAUAAACCUCCACCACCAUAUGAAUAUAAUCACAAAACUCUUUCUUCUUGCUCCGCUGUUCCAUUAAAACCUCCACCAGCAUAUCCGGGCACCUCUAGCUCUACUGUAAAAGUAGCUGAAAAAGAAGAAGUAGCAGCAAGAGUAGUUACUUCCAAGCCUAUGAUAACAAUUCUAAAAGCAGAAGCAGGAGAAGUAAAUGCCUCAGGAGAACGUACCUUUGCUAGUCCUAUGGUAUUAGAACACAGAUUUCAAAAAUCUAAACGACACCAAGCGUCAAGUAGAAGAGCCGAGCGAUCAAAAUUAGCCCAAGGUUUAACAAACUUGUCACCCUCUAGAGACAACCUGCCAUCAAAUAUAGAUUCCAAUGUUCUUGUAGCAAUGAUGAAAUUACCCCCUCCACCACCUCCUCCGCGACAUGCAAGAUUACCCCCACCACCCCCCGUCAGCCGGCUGCCGCCACCACCUCCACCACACAAUCCUAUGUUCCAUCAACAGCUAUAUAGUGACGUUGAUUAUGUAUACUACCCACUUCAAGACCCCUCUGUUUCGCAGCAAAACUACCUCGACCACAAACUAACUGAAUCUCGUAUAUCGAACAUGCACAAGAGCGCCUUGCAUUACAGAAGUACACCCUUCCUUUCUACGUCGUUAUCAUGUUCUUCCACUUACGGGUCGAUACAAAAUUUAUCAGAUUCCUAUGUUCAAAUCCCAGGCACGCGUACUAGUUGGUACUCUAUGACGAGCCGCAAUUCUACAAGCAGUCAUUCCAUAAAUUUGGAUAGACCUCCAAUACCAACGCGCAUUAUAGAAUCCACAAAUUUCAAUCGGACUAAAUCACAUGAAAAUAUGCUCAUUAUUAAAGACCCACCGCCACUAAAAUCAAGACGAAUGCCGCCUCCUCCACCACCGCCUUACGAACAUAAAAAGAAAAUUACAUCUCACUUAAAGGAAAUAAAACUCCAUAGUUCUAGUUGUAGUAGUAACUUUAACAGUGACAUGUGUGUUAAUAAAGUGAAGGACUCCUCUAAUUGUGAUCUAGAUAUAAAAAUUCUUAGGGAAAAAAGCAAGAACUUAGACUUGCCACUUAUAGCUGCUUUGUGCAAUGAUCGAUCGUUGUUAAAACAGACAAAAGCAUUUGGUGCACCGAAAUUAAAACAGACAUUAAGUGAAUGUGAAAGUGAUCGUAAAUGUGCAAAGUUAAAUCAAAACACCACCGACAACAUAGAUUUAAGGAAUAAAUCAGACAUUAAUACAAGAAAAGUAGUAACAGGUUCUCAAAAAAGAAUAUUGGUAAGGAAUCCAACAGAUAAACUCCCAGCAUUACCUGGCACUGAAAGCCAUACACCUAGAGCUAUGUCUAAUACGUACGUUAUGCAUCCGAGUGUUAUUAAGAGUAAGAAAAGUCAACCUAGCUCAUGACAUGAAUAUAUACUGGAUGCAAUUUGUAUUUGCAACCAAAUUACUUUUUGUGAAUCCUUCCAGUGCUAUGCUCUUUUCUUUUUUUUUUUUUCAUCUUAACAAUAAAGACUGAAAUCCAUGCAUUUCCAUAAACGCGUUCGAAAAUUUCUGUUAAAAUUAUAUGACUUAAAACUAAUGUAGGUGCACAUGAGAGAAAUCGAGUAAAAUUUUAUCGUAAAGGCAUGAUUAUAAGCAAGCCUUCAACUCUUUGCGAAAUGUAAUCUGGCUUUAGACUGCUGCAAAAAGAAAAUAAAAGCUUUGAAGAUUUGCGGUCAAAAAACAUUACUUUUAGUUACACAAAUUUCUCUGAUGAAUACCAUUUCGAACUACGUGUAUUUAUAGAUAAUUUAAUAUUAGGGAAAGUACAUCACACCUGGAAUGAAUACAAUUAGGAUAUAUGUAUUAUGGCAUAUUAAGUUAAAUACUAAAAUUUUAUAAUAAAAUAAAACUAAACCGCCUUCAAAUUGUCAAAACUGAUAGAUCAAAUUGAAAUGGAAUCACACGGGAGGCACCAGGAAGCACCUUUUAAAUAAAAAAAUAAUCAACAAAAUCGGUUCACCCAGUAAAAAGUUAUGAGGUAAUAAACAAACAAAAAAAUAUUGACUUAAUAAUGUGGUUAAAAAGUUAGCAUUGUACUUAUUUAUUUGAGACAAGGUGUGAAUCAAAAUGUUUAUAUUGUUUAAAAUCUUUUAAAAUUUAACUUUAUUCUUGCAACUUAUAUCAUAUUUCUUUAAAGUUAAUUUAUGAAUUCUCAACAUAUCUGUAAGAUGCUUAAUAAUUAUAAUUGUUAAUAUAUUAUGUUAACAUUUUCUCUUCGCAUAAGGAAUGUAAAUGAUUCUCUAGAUAAAUAGUAAAGACCAUUGAUGUUAGAGACAUGAUUGAAUUAAAUAUAUAAUAAACUGUUAGUUUGGACAAAUGGGUAACAAGUUUAUAUUAUACAUUUUUAAUUUACUACACAAAUAUAUCAUAGUCGCUUACAUUAAUGUCCGUCUUUAACAACUGCAAUGUAUAACGGCAAAUAUCUGAAUAAAUAAAAUGUUUAAUGUUAAAAUUCUCUAUUAAAUAGUGAAUUUUCUAAACAAAAAAGCAAAAUACUCAAAUAGUAGUCUAUUUAUAAAAUAUUUGUUAAAUUUAAUAUUUAAUGAAUAUGUUAAAGUCAUAGCUUAGUCCGUAGUUAGAAAAUAAAGAAAAUGUAAUGUAAUAAUUUUUAUAUUUAUUUCGCUACAAAGUGUACAUAAACAAUUGUUGAUAAUUAAUAAUUAUAAGUACAUUAAAUGUUUCAGUAUGUACAAAUGUAUAGUAAACCAUAAGAAAUACAA
Molecule: messenger RNA, 5436 nt
Organism: Zerene cesonia (dogface butterfly)
Lineage: Eukaryota; Metazoa; Arthropoda; Insecta; Lepidoptera; Pieridae
Gene: ex
Product: protein expanded
Exons: 5
Coding region: 305-4078 (1257 amino acids)
Biological process (GO): positive regulation of hippo signaling
Cellular component (GO): cytoplasmic side of apical plasma membrane; cytoskeleton
Source: RefSeq, a predicted model, not a curated record